Molecule: messenger RNA, 1134 nt
Organism: Colletotrichum truncatum
Lineage: Eukaryota; Fungi; Ascomycota; Sordariomycetes; Glomerellales; Glomerellaceae
Source: RefSeq, a predicted model, not a curated record
AUGCCCAUCAUCAAUGGUGUGACUAUACUUCUCCCAGCGCCAGAUGGCUAUAUAGUCGAUUUUCAGAACCCGCAACGACAGGCUGUGCCUGAGGCCUAUUGGGUCGCUGGUAUUGGAACGUCCUUAAGCCUGUUGCUGAUGGCCCAGAGAGUUUACACGAAGGCGAUCUUGCAUGGAUACCUCGAGUUAGAAGACUGUAAGUGCCUAUACACAUCGUCCCUCGCUUGGGGAUGGUUUGUCGCAGACAUGUUUGGUGCAGGUGUUGGAGGAAUUCAUGCGUGGGAACUUUCCAUUGAAAGAUAUCAGACCUUCAUGACUAGCUCGUCUAUACAGCGGCACCGAUAUACCUCCUCCGGCAGCUCGGCAAAAAUCUCACUGCUCGUUUUCUAUAAGCGAAUAUUCCCCCAAAGAUGGCUCCAAUGGUCAGUCUGGAUACUUGCCGGCGUCAUAGUGGCAUAUACCGCUGGAAUAUUCUUCCCGCUGAUCUUUGCCUGCCAACCGACUGCGAAAAGCUGGGAUUCUAGGAUCACGAACGGAGCAUGCAUCAACGGGGCAACGUUGUAUAUAGCGACAGCUGUUGCCAAUAUCAUAUCCGACGUCUUCGUUCUGGUGCUGCCAAUUCAGCCGUUGAUCAAAUUACAAAUGAAGCGGCGCCGACAGAAGAUAGGUCUUGUAGCCUUAUUUGCCGUGGGUUCUUUGACCGUGGUCACCUCGUUCGUGCGUUUCUUCCUCUUGCUAGAUAUGCUCAGAAGUUUGGAUCAAUCCUGGGCCAUCUCGUGGGCCAGCGUGUGGAUCAUCAUUGAAGCCAAUCUCCUCAUCAUCUGUGCAGCUUUUCCCACUCUCAAGAAGUUCAUUCGGCAUAUCGCGCCAAAACUCCUGGGCGAAAGCUCGUACGGUCGAGGGACAGAACAGGCCGUGAGCGGUGGUGUAGCUAACCGUGGUACUAACGGGACGAAUAACUCGCUGGGGCAUGAGUUCCUGAUGGAAACUUUGCCACAAGGCACGUCAGUGAAAGUCGCUGGCGGAUCCUAUGAUUUGGACGACGGCUCGUCUGAAACGGCCAUUAUACUCCCAAGUGUCAUUAUUCAGACGAGAACUGUGACUAUAAUGAAUCACCAUUGGCUAGUCAGUUAA